GCGUUCUCCUGACGCGGCUACACACCUCGAGUUCAUUCAGCCAUGUCUGACGCUGCUCCAGUUGCUGCUUCUCCCGUUGCUUCUCCCAAAUCUUCACCCAAGAAGACUAAGGCCACAAAGCCGAAGGGUGAGAAGAAAGCGAAGGCCACGUCAAGCCAUCCCGUAUACAGCGCCAUGAUCAAGGCUGCCAUUAAAGAACUAAAGGAACGCAAAGGUGCCUCAAAACAAGCUAUUCAGAAAUAUAUCAUCCAGAAGUACAAAGUUGGAGACAAUGACAAGCAGAUCGGUUCCCGUAUUCGGAUGGCUCUCAAAAAAGGAGUUACUGGCGGUACAUUGAUGCAAGCUUCUGGAACUGGAGGAUCUGGACGAUUCCGUUUGGCCGACAAAGCUGAGCCAAAACCCAAGAAAGUCGCUGCUAAAAAAUCUUCAUCUACUGGAGCUGCCAAGCCCAAGAAGACCUCUUCCACAAAGCCAAAGAAAGCCACUGGUACCAAGACGAAAGCAGCUGGAUCUUCCACGCCAAAGAAGACCAAGUCUGCAUCCAAGCCCAAGUCUCCCAAGAAGAAAUCCACAGCAUCCAAGCCCAAAAAGACGAAAUCCCCCAAGAAGGCCUCAUCACCCAAGAAGAAGACCACCACCGCCAAGAAAUCCACGAAGCCCAAAACCCCCAAAAAGCCAUCGGCUAAGAAAGCCACCAAGGCCUAAGCACCACACUAAAUACCUCAUCUACGAUCUCAUCGUGUAUAUAUUAACCCGUUGAAUGUGUGUAUUUCUGUGUGCUUACGUACCUACCUCUUCUCUCGAUCGAUCACAAUUUGCCUUUGGUUUACGAUGGAAUCGAACCCGUAGCAAUGUUGUUUUUUCUUUAGUACCAGUUCCAAUUCUUAUACGAGUCCUAAGGACAUAAUUGAUGUAAUAAAGAAUUG
This is a messenger RNA of Cylicocyclus nassatus, 926 nucleotides long. NCBI's taxonomy places the organism in Eukaryota, Metazoa, Nematoda, Chromadorea, Rhabditida, Strongylidae. The record is from the annotation of a GenBank genome assembly.